AUGGACGCAAAUUCUGCAGUUGCUGCUUCGUAUCUACCAACCCACGGACGCGGUGCUCAUCAUUCCCAUAUUCCGGCUCAUGGGGGUGAUCCUAACGCCUUGAUAAAUCAAUUUGCCAACAUUGGUCUCGGCGGCAUGAGCAUGCCUGGUGGCGCUGGCCCCGUUCCUAUGGGCCCUGGGCACGCCUUCAUGAUGGGUUCCGAUGGCCAAUUUGUUCUUGCACCAAUACCUGGCGGUGGCCAGCAUCUCGGUAUGGGCCACGGCAAUGACGCACACUACCAGGGCUUCUCGAUGCCGCAUGGCAGCUACGCUGCACCAUACGUCGGCGUUCCUCUUCCUCUCAUGCCUUACACUCCCGGACGUGCCAAUACUGGACACCAUCGGGUGGAUAGAGGCCAAUCAGAGGUACCUGGUCUCGAAAAUCGUCGCGGAUCAUACUCUACUACGGAGUCUACGCCCGCCACGCCAUUCUACGGCGCCGUCUCUCAUCGCGACAGUGGCCCCCGCGUUGCAAGUCUUGACCGAUCUGCUUAUACCACCCCUUCGCCUCAGCAAAUUGGUCUUCCCACUCUUCAUGCAGAUGCUCCAAAAGCUACCUUUUCUGCUGUUUCGGAAGCCGCCCUUGAUGAGCUUCUCAAGAAAGAGCCUGCCAUCCCCAAAGCUGUUCCUGCCGUUUUCACCCCACCAAAUCAGAUGAAGUCUAUCGAGCAGAGUCUUGACAACAGAAUUCCAGGCAACCGCAACGUCUACAUCCGGGGACUGCAUCCGACCACGGAUGACGAGCUUUUAUUCCAUUUCGCCUCUCGUUUUGGCGCCGUCGAGACUUCCAAGGCCAUCAUUGACACUGGCACUGGUGCCUGCAAAGGAUUUGGCUUCGCAAAGUUCUUCACUUCGGAAGACUCCGAAAUGUGCAUUCGAGGCUUCCAUAAGCUCGGAUAUGAAGUGGGAUUUGCGCGAGAAUCAUUCAACUCUCGCCUCAAGGCUGAGGGUGAUGAGGGUUCUACAAAUUUGUACAUCUCCAAUUUACCCAAGACCUUGACCGAAGUGGAGCUUGGCACCAUUUUUCUUGGCUACACCAUUCUUUCCAGCAAGAUUCUACGCGACAGUAUGGGUAACAGUCGUGGCGUUGGCUUCGCUCGCUUCGAAACACGCGACGUCUGUGAUGAAAUCAUUAGAAAAUUCAACGGCGUCGGCAUUGGUGAAGAGGGCUUGCUCAUGAAUAUCCGUUACGCCGAUACCCCAUCACAGAAAGAGCUCAAGCGAGUUACUGCCGAGCGCCGUCAAUUCCGGACCAACGAAUAUAACAUCGGUGCCUAUGGUACCCCUCUGGUUGGGUUGAACCCAACCUUGUAUAAUCAACAUUCGCAGUGGCGCCGCUCCAUUCCACAGUCUCGAAGUGGUUUGUCAGCUUCGUCGAAUGGCGACAGCAGUGCUAUGAGACACUCGGGUACCGCGCGCGGUCUUUCCGAGGCGGCUACAAGCUCGAGCACUGACGCUACUAUCUCUACCCCCACUACUUCCGAGUUCGAUGAGGGCACGACGAUUCACGCCGAUCAUGCCGGAGCUGCCGUUGUAAAGAAAGAGAAUGUGCCGACUUCGCCAUCAAUGGUGAAGAAAGAGCCCGCCAACUGA
Messenger RNA from Cordyceps fumosorosea ARSEF 2679, 1632 nucleotides. RefSeq names its product RNA binding protein MSSP-2. Bases 1 to 1632 code for a protein of 543 amino acids. NCBI's taxonomy places the organism in Eukaryota, Fungi, Ascomycota, Sordariomycetes, Hypocreales, Cordycipitaceae. The record is from RefSeq and is a predicted model, not a curated record. Gene Ontology annotation, cellular component: cytosol; nucleus; ribonucleoprotein complex. Gene Ontology annotation, molecular function: poly(U) RNA binding; mRNA 3'-UTR binding; poly(A) binding. The transcript has 7 exons.